GAAAAGAGUUUAUAAAAAAAUAAAUAUUUUUCUUUUCUUCCUUUUCAUCCUUCUCUCAUUGGCACUUAUUCAACUCUGAAUAAAUAUUUUCAAAAAUAACUGUUUACACUUCAACAGUGAAUAUGAUUUUCAUCGAGUUCAUCAGUUAACAAACUUUCAAAUUGUUCAACAUUCAUUGUUCAAGUUUAACUUUGUGUGUGUUUUCAUCAGUUUCAUCAAGCUUCAUAUUCAUUACAAAUCUCGUGUCUUCAACACCAUCAAAUGUUCAACCAUUGCUCUGGGAAACUGAAAAAGUAUCUUAUUAUGAUCAUCAGCUGUACUUUUUUACUCCAAGAUGUUGAUUGCAGUAUAAAUGAAAGAAGAUUGUUGCAAGAUUUACUUAGAAAUUAUGAUCUUCUAGAGCGACCUGUUAACAAUGAGUCGGAUACUUUGCUGGUUACAUUGGGCAUAACAUAUCAACAGAUCAUUAAACUGAAUGAAAAGGAGCAAUUACUUGUGAGCAAUAUUUGGCUACAAAUGUCUUGGACUGAUGUCAAUUUAACCUGGAACUCAUCUGAUUACGGUGGACUCACAAGCCUUAGGAUACCUUCAAGUAGGAUAUGGAAGCCCGAUCUACUACUUUAUAACAGUGCCGAUCCACGAUUUGACAGCACCUAUCCAACCAAUUUAGUUGUCCAAUCCAAUGGAUCAAUCUUUUAUCUACCUCCAGGUGUAUUUACAUCAACCUGUAAAAUUGAUAUAACCUGGUUUCCCUUUGAUGAUCAACUUUGUAAACUUAAAUUUGGCUCCUGGUCACAUGACAUGUCACAAGUUGAUCUUGACGUUAUAUCAAAUCAAGGUGAUCUGUCAACCUACAUAGAAAACGGUGAAUGGAUUUUAUUAGGUAUCUUGGGUCGACGGAAUAAAGUGCUGUACCGUUGCUGUGCCGAUCCAUUUACCGAUGUAACUUAUACGAUUCACAUAAGAAGACGAACUCUUUAUUAUGGAAUCAACUUAAUCAUUCCCUGUUUAAUUAUAUCUUCAAUGACUCUUCUUGGAUUCACUUUGCCUCCCGAUUCAGGUGAAAAGUUGACUCUUGGUGUAACAAUAUUGCUAUCAAUGACAGUCUUCCUACUUCAAUUGACUGAAACUUUACCUGCAACAUCAGACACAGUUUCAGCCAUAGCAACUUAUUUUGCAAGCAUAAUGCUUAUGGUGGCCUUUUCAGUUGUAAUGACUGUAGUUGUGCUCAAUUUUCAUUACAAAUCAUCCGAAGUUCAUGAACUUAAUCCAUUGAUGAAAAAGGUGAUCCUUCAAUGGUUGGCAUUCAUUUUGAAUGUGAAACGACCUGGAGCUGUUAAACCACCAGACAGAUCGAAUCGAUUCACAUCCAAAGUGUACACAAUCAAUGGAGACGGGAUUCCAAUAGUAACUACCUCAUUAUCAUCACCACCUUCACCUAAUCAUAAUCAAUGUGCAUAUCAUCAGGUUAAUCAGCCAUUCAUUAAUUACCAAUCACAUCCCACUCACCAUCAUCACCACCAUCAUUCAGUUUCAAUUAAUCGUGAUGUCUACUUGAACCAGCCACUUUCACCACAGAAUCAAUGUCAAAACUGUUUCACCGUAAACAACAGUUCACUGCCCAACCUGGCUUACCCUAGGCACCCGCAUCAGGUUUGCUCUUGUUGCCGUAAAUCGUAUCCAGUCAAUGGUGACUGUUUGAAUGAAGAAGAAAGUUUAAUGAGAAAUUUUCAUGACAAGAUUGACUCAUUACCGGGACCAACUGUCUCUCAGUCCGUCUUGGCUCAACAUCAGGUAUCGCGACAGGCCAAACACUGUGCCUGUCAUGGUAAACAAUUGGAUGACAUUUUAAAUGAAAUACAAUACAUGACAAAUCGACUUCGUAAAGAGGAUCAAGUGAUUGAGAUUCUGGAUGAUUGGAAGUUUGCUGCCAUUGUUAUUGAUAGACUUUGUUUUGUCAUGUUUUCAACCUUUUCAAUAAUUUCAUCUUCUAUAUGCUUCAUGUCAGCUCCUCAUCUAAUUGUUUAAUAACCAUAAUCAUUACCAUCUUCACCCUAAUUGCAUAUUAAUAUUUGUACAUCAACCAAACUCUUUGAUCACUUUGAUCAGCCCCAUUCAAGAGCAAUAAUCGAGUGCAAAUUGUAUUCAAAUUUCUAAUUACUAUUAGAUUAACAUAUUAACAAGACCAACAAAAUGCCAUAAAUUUAGUUGUCACUUUGCAAUUUCAA
This is a messenger RNA of Tetranychus urticae (two-spotted spider mite), 2228 nucleotides long. RefSeq names its product neuronal acetylcholine receptor subunit alpha-7-like. Gene Ontology annotation, cellular component: postsynaptic membrane. NCBI's taxonomy places the organism in Eukaryota, Metazoa, Arthropoda, Arachnida, Trombidiformes, Tetranychidae. The record is from RefSeq and is a predicted model, not a curated record. Gene Ontology annotation, biological process: monoatomic ion transmembrane transport. Gene Ontology annotation, molecular function: transmembrane signaling receptor activity; acetylcholine-gated monoatomic cation-selective channel activity.